UUCGUCCGUCACAUUCGUUGAAAACAACGCUGUUUUAGUUGCAAAAUCGGUGUUUUUAUUGUGUUGUAUUGGUUAUAAUUCAUGUUUUAUUGAAUUUCGUUGUGGAAAGCUACAAAUACGCGAUUAAAACGGUAAUGCCGCGGCGUUUGAGCGAUGUAUGGGAACAUUUUCAAGUGCUAAGUGAAUCGGGAAGAAAAAAACAUGGUUUGUGUGUUUAUUGUAAGAAAGAAUACAAAUACAGUAAUUCCACCCGACUCGCGGCACAUAUUGUACAGUGCGAUAGUUGCCCAAUAGAUAUAAGAAACAUGUACAGAAAUCAAUUAGAGCGGUUGGAAUCAGCCCAUUGUUCUAAACCAUCGACACCAUCUGCGAAGCAUUUUUUACACAAUAAAGUAUUAAGAAAGAAACUUAGACGUCGUCUUAAUAUUUCAGAAUAUUUUAAGAUAACAAAUGAACCAGGACAAAAGACUCACGCAUAUUGUGUGUUUUGCAGUACUGAAUUUAAACAAGUUAACACCGAAAAGUUAAUUUCGCAUCUUCAGUAUUGUACGAAAUGUCCCAUGGAUGUGAAGAAUAAGAUGAAGAAUUUUGGCUUACCUAAUGCUCCAAACAAUUCUUACGACCCUCAGCUAAUAAUAAAAAAGUCAACAGAACGUCCAAAAGUUUGGGAGCACUUUCGAAUAAUAAGCAAGGAGGGCUACAAACGACACGCUGCCUGUAAAUACUGUGAUGCUGAGUACAAAUAUUCUAAUGCUACCCGGCUAGUAGUACAUUUAUGCCGAUGCCCAAACUGUCCAAAUGAUGUAAAAAAUCUUUUUUUAGAAUAUCAGUCUACUAAGAGCCCACCACAUCCGUCUCACCGGCCCAUUAGUAUUAAAACAAGCCCAUCUUUAGGAAGGCCUUUGAGUGAUGUCUGGCAAUACUUUAAGAUUAAUCAUGAGUCAGGGUACAAAAGGCAUACCUCUUGCAUGUUUUGUGGAAAGGAAUAUAGACACAGUAACGCUACGAGAUUGCUUAAGCAUAUCGUGGAGUGUGAAAAGUGUCCUAAACCUAUAAAGAAUAAUUACUUGGCAGGUGACUCUCAUUCGAGUAGCGAUGACAGUGAGGGAGAGAGUAUGCCUUCAGAGGCUUCUUCAAAUGAAGCGGAAUACUCGUUAGAGCAAACGUUAAUAAAAAAAGAUGAUACCGCUGCAGUGUGUGAUAAUGAAAAUGCAUCUACGAGUUCUUUUAUAGGCAAUAACCAUAUUGUGGUUGAAGUAAAUGUUGAAAACGUCGAUGAUGACAUUGAUGCGACUUUAGCCCGCGCCAUAUUCACAAGUGGAGUACCCUUUUCAUUAUUGGAUUCUAAAUAUUGGAAGAAAGCAAUAAAUAUGCUGCGUCCUGAUUAUAACAUACCGUCUGCUCUUGACUUCAGCUGCAGAUUACUUGAAGGUGAACAUGCGAGAUUUCGGGAAAAUAUUGAUAAUGAAAUAAAAGAAUCUGAUAUGUUGGUUCUGAUAUGCGACGAAAUACGUAUAGACGAGAAAGAAUUACUAUGUUUUAUGAUCGCUACAGCCUCAAAAACUUUUUGUUAUAAAAUUGUUUUGCUUGAAUAUAAAAAAUGUGAAAUAGAAGUUAAAAAAAAGAAAUGUAAUGAAGAAAUAAGUAAAGUUAUAAAUGAAAUAGGACCAGAAAAAAUACUAGCCAUCAUUACCGAAAGUAAUUGGCAUAUGACACAAAUACAAAAAAUACUCGUCGGAACUUUUCCUACUAUUGCUGGGGUGUGUUGCUUAUUUGGUACUAUGUACUCAAUCUUUCGAGACAUUGUUGAAGAAUCACUUAUAAAAGGUACGACUUACGACGUUGAAAUCGUUGUAAAGUAUUUAAAAAAUGAAGUUUCUAAGGGUUCAUUAUCAAGCGUGCACACUGAAAUUAUUAACUCCUUGAAGCUUCCCAAUCCUGAAAACUGGAAGGAUUUUCUGUUUCAAUUGGAACUAUUGAUGAAAUAUAAAAAUGCAUUACAGACGCUUGUGUUGUCAAACACAGUGUUCAUUGAAGAAGGAAUAAAGAUGACGAUACUAAGCGAAAGGUGGUGGGAUGGAAACGACAAAUGCAUUAGAGUCGUCAAACAAUAUAAUACGGCCUUAACCGAAGCGGAAUCUGAUAAAACCAUUAUAUCCGACGUGCCCGCCAUUUUUUCUAAAUUAUUGUCAAAUAUAGAGAACGAAAUAAUUUCUUACGGACAAAAUUAUGAAAGUGACAAAUAUUUUAUAAGAGCCACUAUAAAUAAUCGGAGGAAGAAUUUUAUUCAGCCGAUUCACAUGGCCGCUAACCUGUUAGACCCGCGAUAUGUCGGUUCUAUGUUAAAUGACGAAGAAAUGAUUGAAGCAAUGUCCUACAUAUCUUCGUAUGCAACAUCUCUCACUGACGAUCCUGGGGAGAUAAUGAAAAACUUGGCCGAGUUUAAGACGAAGACUGGUUACUUUGCAAAAGUAAAAGCCAUUUGGACGAGUGCGAAUUUACUGGAACCGCGAAUAUGGUGGAAAAGCUUUUGUUCGCAUUUAAAAAUAUCGGAAAUAGCGAUCAAACUGUUGAGUGUCCCUUGUAGUAUUCCGUGCGGGUACAAAUCUAAAUUAUUCACUGAAGUCACACAAAAUAGCGAUCAACAAGAUAUAGAUCGGUCAAUAAAAUUAGCUACGAUUCGGGCGAAUUACUUUUUCGAAAAUAAAAUUGAUGAGUACAAGAUGUCUGAAUAAAUUAUUAUAUAUUAAAAGUUUUUCUUUAUUGUCAAUUGUCAUAUCGUCUCAGUUACUGAAAAACUGAAAUAAAUAAGUUCACGGUU
Zerene cesonia (dogface butterfly) is the source of this 2821-nucleotide messenger RNA. RefSeq lists its product as uncharacterized. NCBI's taxonomy places the organism in Eukaryota, Metazoa, Arthropoda, Insecta, Lepidoptera, Pieridae. The record is from RefSeq and is a predicted model, not a curated record. The coding region runs from base 135 to 2735 and encodes 866 amino acids. The transcript has 2 exons. Gene Ontology annotation, molecular function: DNA binding.